Messenger RNA from Plodia interpunctella (Indianmeal moth), 2465 nucleotides. It is a transcript of the gene CYP49A1, whose product is annotated as probable cytochrome P450 49a1. The transcript has 13 exons. NCBI's taxonomy places the organism in Eukaryota, Metazoa, Arthropoda, Insecta, Lepidoptera, Pyralidae. The record is from RefSeq and is a predicted model, not a curated record. Gene Ontology annotation, molecular function: monooxygenase activity; oxidoreductase activity, acting on paired donors, with incorporation or reduction of molecular oxygen; iron ion binding. The coding region runs from base 154 to 1794 and encodes 546 amino acids.
GAUCGCUAGUCAGUGCAUGCCGCGCCUUAACGUUACCAACAAGGGCCCGCGAAAUCUAAAACCUUACGGGUUAUUUUAAUAUUGUGAGGCUGUGGAUUUUUGUGUGGAUCUGUGGAGAGGAAUCUCGAAAAAGAUUUGGUUUAGACAACAGAGAUGCGCAACAGAGUUGCUAUCAUAAAAUGGCCGCUAAAAAGCUUUUCUUCACGUCAGCUGGCGACGUCGGCUCAACGCUAUCAAGCAGCCGAAGGAACACCACCACCCACAGCACCGACCUUAAACAAGUGUCCUCUACACGGCCAUAGAGCUCGGUCUACGCACGCGGCGACUGCCAUAGACUCGUCUGUGUUCGCUGGGCUCGCAGCGCCAUCUGUCAAGGCUUGGGACGAAGUUCCUGGACCUAGUCCUUUACCAUUACUGGGGAACACUUGGAGAUUCAUCCCUUAUGUUGGCGGUUACUCAGUGGAGCACAUAGACAAAGUAUGUCUGUCUCUACGGCAGCAGUACGGCAAGUGCGUCAGGAUCACUGGUCUGCUCGGCCGACCAGACAUGCUGUUCGUGUUCGAAGCGGCCGAGGUCGAGAGAGUCUUCCGGGGGGAGGACGCUGAACCACACAGACCAUCUAUGCCGUCGCUAAAUUAUUACAAGCACGUACUCAGGAAGGAUUUCUUCAGCGUUGACGAUAACUGCGCAGGAGUCAUUGCAGUUCAUGGGCCAGCGUGGGCAGCGUUUCGCACCAAAGUGUCUCGUGUGGCCCUGAGUACCAGUGCGGCUGCGCAGUACACUAUCCCUGUCGCGCAGGUGGCUGAUGCCUUUGUUGAUAGGUUACGAAAAAUAAGGACUGACAACAUGGAAACCCCUGAGGAUUUCGUGAAUGAAGUACACAAGUGGUCAUUAGAAUCGCUAGGUCUCAUCGCCCUAGACACACGGCUAGGUUGUUUCGAAGCUACAGAAGGCUCUGAGAGCCAGAAGCUUAUCGACGCCGUGAAGACAUUCUUUCUUUGCGUGGGCGAGCUGGAAUUGCGAACUCCGUGGUGGAGGAUUUACCCCACGGCCAUGUUCAAGAGAUAUGUGGCUGCUCUUGACACUAUUCUUAGUGUAACCCUGAGCCACGUAGACAGAGCGCUGCAAGCCAGCAAGUCCGGAGAAAGCAAGUCGCUGCUGCAGGAGCUGGUAGCGGCCGCCGGCAGCCGAGUCGCGGCCGUCGCUGCGCUAGAUAUGUUCCUCGUGGGCAUUGAUACUACAUCAAACGCGGUAGCCUCAACUCUUUACCAGCUGUCGUUGAGACCAGAAGUGCAGGAGAAACUUCAUGAAGAAGUCAGUAGAGUGCUCCGAGGCCGGCCGAUGAAGGCUGGAGACGUCAACCAAAUGCCGUAUCUCAGGGCUUGCGUUAAGGAGGUGUUGAGAAUGUUCCCUGUUGUUAUCGGCAACGGCAGGCAACUCACCAAAGACACAGUCAUUUGCGGAUACAAUAUACCUAAAGGCACUCAAGUGGUCUUCCAGCACUUCGUGAUGGGCAACAGUUCAGAAUUCUUCUCAGACGCGGCGGAGUUCAGACCAGAGCGGUGGUUGGCGAGGACUCCCGACCAAAAGCACCAUCCCUUCGCUUCUCUGCCUUUUGGUUUCGGCAAGAGAAUGUGUUUGGGGAGACGCUUUGCCGAGUUGGAAAUACACACUGUUAUCGCUACGGUGGUCCAGGCCUUCAAGAUGGAGUACCACCAUGAACCUUUGGACUACCAUAUUCACCCCAUGUACACCCCCAACGGUCCCAUACGGAUAAAACUAAUCGACCGAUAACUUUCUUUCCUAAUUAAAAAGUGUUAUGUUUAAUUUAUAGGUCUGGAUAUUUGCAUGCAUAUCGCAGAAGUAGUAAUGAUCACAUAUCAUUAUCCUUAUAAAUAUUAAAAAGUCCCCUUGUCGCGUCUGUCUGAAUGAACGCGAUAAACUCAAAAACUAAGGGACGGACUUUAUAUGUGUAUUGUUUAUUAGCCUAGCCGAUGCCGAGAGGGUCUGCUAGUAUACUUAUAAAACGUUGUACAGUCAACAUUAUUACAAUAAAUAAUUUUAUUAUAAUAAACAUUAUUAAAAUAACAACAACAUUAUUAUAAUAAACAUUAUUAUAAUAAAUAAAUUUAAUGAUUUACAUUCAGUUGAUUAUACAACGCGAAUUAGGUAAACUAGAGUCGGCAGCUAACACGAUAAUGUACAGUUAGGGACAAACAAAACUGACCCCAUAUAAGUUAGGUAGAGGGUUCGAUUUAUCGGUUUCCUACUGUACCUACCAUGAAUUUCAAACUUUGAUACACCUGCGUGAUGUUAUUGACCAGAUAGCCGUAUCCAACACUUGUACUAUCUGUUCGAUAUGUGUUGUUGUAUAGAUUUAUCAGAUACUGUAUCAGCUACGGUGGAACAGGCCCUUAGCCUGUUUAUAUAAUAUAAUUUUAGACAAAUAAAAUAUUUUAAGAACA